AAAGCUCGUAAAGCUAUUGAUAGCAUAGGCCUUGGACUUGCAUAGUGAGCUAGGGGAGAGAAUGCCGGGUCAAACUAAAUACAUGUCGGCUUUCGCGCGAUCAUCGCAUGCGUAACCAAGGCUCAAACAAGAGCCAUUUUCGGUAUCAGCACGAGGCUUGGAGAUAAAAUUAGUUAGGGCAGAUACAAAUGGCGAGAGGCAAGCAUGCAUGGGUUUGGCUUUUCUCUUGUGGAGGAGUUUCCAGUCCGUGUUGGCAGAGUAGACUUGGCCUCACCAGCUGAGAAGGCAGGCCUAAAAGUUGGAGACUUCAUUGUAAAGGUCAACAAUCAGAAUGUGUCCAGGUCAACUGUUGCCAGUGUCGCAAAACUAGUCAAGAUGAGUGGGGCUAGCCUGCUGCUUCAGCUCCAACGACCUCGACAAGUUCAGACUGACGCUUUAGAGCAGACUCCAUGGAAAAAAACGGACUCUAUCUAUGAAAGCAUUGCAGAGGAAGCUGUUGGCCAGCAAGACCCUCAUGUCUGUCCUGAAGGCAUCUGUGAUUACUGUGAGGAGGAGGAGGAACUGUCUGCAGAUUAUGACAUGACUGCACCCUAUGCUCCUUUCCCUGUCGGCAAAUUCCAACAAGCACCCCUUUGCCAAAUUAUGGACUGUAAAACAGCUGAUGAGCAGAAGAAACAUGAGGCUAUCCAUCAUCUCCUUAGCUGAGAGCUGGAUUUUAUGGACUUCAUGCAUGCUGGUCUCCAGCGGUAUUCCCGACCCCUCCGACAUUGUGUCCUUUCAGGAACACAGCACUAUGCAGUCUUUCAAAAUGUUGAAAAACUUGUUACGAUCUCGGAGUACCAAGUCAAGCAGAUGCAGGAAAACUCUCCAUCUGUGUGGUCGUUGUCCGACGAUGAUUCUCAGUCGAGUGGAAGUAGCCAUUUUGCAACAUCGAUUGCUCUGAUCUAUCAAUCCAAAGUGCAGAUGCUUUGUCAAGCACAUGAAAUGUAUGCUUUGGGUUUACGUGAAGCCAAUCGAGUCCUGUCAGAAUUACAGCACAACCAUGACUUUGUGCGAUUUGUGAAGGAAGCAGCACUGGAGCCUGGGCAACCUAGCAUCAGUGCAUUUAUCUUCAGGCCUUUACAGCACAUCAGGGAGCUGUUUGUGGUCCUGCAGGACAUCUUCCUUCACACCCCGCCACAGAGUCCUGAUCACGCUACCCUGAAGCAGGUGAUUCAAGUUAUGAACAACUGUGUCACCAUCACCAGCAUGAGCAAUGCUAGGGUCCAGAGCCUGACAUCACUCUCCUCCCACACCAAGAGUUCCAGCAGCUGUGGGUGUUCUGGAAGAGGCGGCUUGGCAUCAUCUUCUUCUGACAGCUCAUCUAAAGUGUGGCUCAUACAUAGUCAAGAAAAUCUGCCAUUGGUGCCAUCAUCAUCUCUGCAGAGAUUACGAUCCUUUGAUCGUGAAGUGAAAGAACUUGAAGAUAGACUUGUAUUUCCUCAAAAGAGUCUCCUAAGCCAAGAAGAUCGACACAUCAUCUUCCAGGGAGAUGUUUUUCACUGGAGCAGUGGCCAAUGGGCUAAGGUGAUGAUGGUGCUGUUUUCAAACAUUCUUAUGUUGCUGAAGCCAGAAAAGGGCGGACAGCUGCAUGUUGUAUCUGAACCCAUUCUGCUUCGAAGUAUAUGUAGCAUAGAAACAAGCAGAAAACAUUCUACAGAGAUUCUGUUACAACAUUACACAAGUCCAAGCAACACCAUUCCAGCUUCACAGAAAAUAAUCUUUCGAGCUCCAAUACUAGAAGAUAAGGCAGCAUGGAAUAGCCUUCUGGAACAGAAAGUAUUGAGAGCAAGAGGGGGUCACAUCGAGAACGUGGGAACCACAGAGACAUUCAGAUCUGGCAUCAUCUGACCAUCAUCCUCUUGACCUCAUGGUGUAUCUUAUUCUCCCAAGCUGCCAAAAAUGGUUUGUGCAUGUGGAUUCUGCGAUGUGUGCCUGAGGUGACAGGAAGGGAAAUGUAUUGGAACAUAACUGGUGAAGUCACUACUGAAUUGCUUUCAAGGAUAGGUCCUGGAUGCACAUCCUGACAAGACAACAAUGCUCAUUUUGGAUUUUGUGCCUGUGACAGAUUUCACCUGCUAUGAAUCAUAUUGGAAGAAUUAGCACUGAGGCUACUUCAUUUCAAGAGCUUCUUGGCAAAAACUUCUAAGGGCUGUGUGUAAUUUAUUUCAUGUUAAUUUCGACAUUAUUUAUGAGGCAUGGAUCUUGAGAUGGACAACUAGCAUGACUAGUCAAAGACCUCGUAAGACUUUUAAUGUCUAUUCCAGCUCCUGCAAAUGCUUAAAAACCUUCUGAUUGGAAAGGAAAAGAGAAGUGUUACAGAACUGCAUGGUGGCUGCUGUUAAGAAUUGACAUCUGCAAAGAAAAGUUUACUGCAACAAGUUAAAGGUCCCAUUUAAAAAUUUCAAACAUCCUUAACAGCAGAAGAAAAGACCACUUCCACUGUGAUUGACAGACUGACUUUAAUUCCACAGCUGUGGUGCAUGGAAUGCAACAUAGCGUCUUGUGUACAUCCAGUGUGCAAGCUCUGGACAUCACUAGGUGGUUUGACACCACUUCAGGAAUCUUAGAGGUGCUAGAAAAGUGAGAUCUAGCAAGUGUUGCAACAUAAAGAUAGUGUACUUCAUGCAAAUUAUCACAAAGUAUCUUUCUGCAGAUUGUGGAUCACCUGCUAGGUGAUUAGGCGACUAAAAAGUGCCAAGUCACAAGGAAUGUUUUAAUGAAAAUUCAUUUUUCCUGGUAUCCUGGAAAAAGUCCCGUGUUUAUAAUCUUUACAUGCACCUGUGUGAUCUGCAGUGAGGCAACACACAGUUGGAUGCUGCUGUAGCAUAGUCAUGUGCUUCAUUCAAAAAAGAGUAGUUCCAGUAGAACGUUUCACUACCUGGUCAUGCUUUUGGAUAUUCAUCCACCUCAGACGAUGUUACAAGAAGUUCUUUGUAUUUUCCAGAUCAUUACAAUUUGAGAUAAACUGUUUCAAAAGGAAAAGUUUUGAUUUAGGAGCAGUGUUUAUGAUAUUUUUAUGGUAAACAAAAUUUCUUUUAAAGAAUCCUUGAAAUGUUAAGUAGAGAUAUGGCAUCAUUUUAAAAUUCUAGUCAAAGCAGCAUUGACAUCCUGGUGGGGAGAAGUUAGCAUCUGCACCAUCAGGAAAUAUUGACAACUGGAAAGUAUUUUUUUUAUGGUAGGAUUUACUGUCUUUCCACAAGUCAUAUUUUUAUUCAGUGUUCUGGCUUUUUACUUAUUUUUUUUCUGAAUUGCACAAUUUGCAAACUUUAAGAAAAUGAAGUCUGCAGCUUAACAUCUUUUCUCCUUUCACAGUCUUCUUUUCCAAUUCUUGUCCUUUUCAGUUUCUAUCAGAGAUUUAUGGUUUUAUUUCUGCUGCUUAUUUAUACUGCUCUCCUUAACAUAAGCAAUAAUUGGAUUUCUUGAUGUAUGUGCUAUGUUUAUACUAAUCCCACUCCUUGCCAGCCUGUAGUGGCAGGCACCCUAUGUCUCACCAUUUUAUUUUUAGUUGAAUAUAUAAUGUAUUCCUUACACCCUCUGCAUCGUACAAUAUUUUUCACCAGUCUCUUGAAUAAUAGAGUGUAACUACACCUUGGCAUGCAGACUCGCACACAUACAAACUGAGGUUAAAUCAGUGUGCAAACAAUUUUUCAUUCAUGCAUAUGUAUUUCACUACCUUGAAGUACAUGAAUAUAGUGUGCAUUUCCUACACACCAGAACUUUUGUAUGCAGGAAACCCCAACUGGACUAUUAUCACGAUAGCAGAUGAAAAUUAGGAUACAUGGACCCCCAAAAGCCAGCUAUUGUACAACAUGGUGCUGCAAAAAAGGGCCCCUGCAUAAAAAUUUACAUGGACUAUCGUGACGAUAGUCCAAUUGGGGCUUCCUGCAUAUGAGGACUGAUGAAUAACAAAGCUUGCCCUGUCUGCAACAGACUGACAAAAAUGACUGUUAAGAGCUAAGUAGAAUUUUGUUUUUAUGAAAAGAUUGCAAUAAUUAUACUACGUCACUGAUGCCUAUGAUUCAAGGAUUGGCAUACAUACUUGAUCUUAAUUUUUAUUUUUAUACUCCACUAUUUUUAAUUGUGAUGAAGCGAAGACAAGGUGUUACAAAUUACAUGUAAAGACUUUCAUGCUGAAAAGUAAUGGAUUUUGGCAGAAUCUGAUGUCGUUUAUCCACUUUGUUCACACCAAGAUACUGUAGAUCAACAUUGUCAGCAGUCCUCAACAUGCAUCAGUUGUCCCACAUCAUUUUUAGUCUUCAGUCAUCAAACAACUUUUCUCAAUUAAUUAUGCUUCUCUCCUUUCCUUCAUACUGUUGUUAAUUUUAUGGUCUUCCUCUCUUAAUUAUCCAAGAGCACAAUUCUUUAAGUUUAUUUUUGACAUUCUUCGUUACCUGAAGUAUUUAACUUUUCUUAUUUCUUCACUGUAGUCUGGUCACCAGUUUGCAGGACACAAUAUGAUAAAAAUUCAUUUUUUGUUGACGAUUGAACAAGCAAAUAAAAAAAUAAAACACCAAGUAUAUGGAGUGUUAUCA
Messenger RNA from Pomacea canaliculata, 4574 nucleotides. RefSeq lists its product as uncharacterized. Gene Ontology annotation, molecular function: guanyl-nucleotide exchange factor activity; protein binding. NCBI's taxonomy places the organism in Eukaryota, Metazoa, Mollusca, Gastropoda, Architaenioglossa, Ampullariidae. Gene Ontology annotation, cellular component: nucleus; plasma membrane. The transcript has 13 exons. The record is from RefSeq and is a predicted model, not a curated record. Gene Ontology annotation, biological process: signal transduction.